This is a messenger RNA of Lasiosphaeria miniovina, 994 nucleotides long. RefSeq lists its product as uncharacterized. Gene Ontology annotation, biological process: proteolysis. Gene Ontology annotation, molecular function: serine-type endopeptidase activity. The record is from RefSeq and is a predicted model, not a curated record. The transcript has 3 exons. Bases 137 to 820 code for a protein of 227 amino acids. Lineage: Eukaryota; Fungi; Ascomycota; Sordariomycetes; Sordariales; Lasiosphaeriaceae.
AGACACAUCUUCUACUACGAACCACCUCGAAACAGCGCUAUCGCCAUCAUCCGAGGAAGUGCAUUUAUUCGAUUCCCGUGAAGUCUAAUGUACUCAGAAUGCAGAUCGGGCCAAGGCAGACGAUUUCUUCGAUAAAAUGGACUCGUAUCUGCACCAUUAUAUCUGCCGGUCUCAACGGACUAUGUCACAGUCCAAGCCGCUGAACCAACCCCAUGUUAAGAUUGCCAUCAUCGACAGCGAAAUCAACCUGCCUUCCGUGAGGGAUAUUCAGAAUAUGAAGCUCACUACUCGUACCCGCAACGUCACAUACGGCAUCGACGCCAAGAUAAAAGACCGCCGCAAUUUUUGUGCUGGGGCUAUUGAUGAUUGUACUGACCAAGUCGGGCAUGGUACCAAGGCAGCGUGGCUACUGCACAAAGUGCCCCUAAAGCCGAGCUCUACAUUGCCAAAGUCUGCCACUCAACUAAAAUUCCUGCUAACGAAUCAUAUCAAAUCGCUGAUGCCAUAUAUUGGGCAGUUACCGAGUGGAAGGUCGACAUCAUCUCUCUAUCUAUCGGCCUUAAUGGUGCGGACAAUAGUAUCGAUAGAGCUAGAUGCUGCCGAGGAACUCGGCCUUCAUGUGAUCACCUUCGCUGCGUCCGGAAACGGUGGUGGGAAUGUGGCCCUCGCGUGGCUAGCUCAGAAGCCGGGGAUCAUAGCCGUUCAUGCGACCGACGGCCUCGGUUCCGAGGCCGGCUUCAGUCAGCGCGCGUCUCACGGCAAAGGCGGAGAGGCAAGUCGCGAUUUUCAGUUCGCAACGCUGGGGAAAGACAUACCGUAGAGUUGCAAGGCUUCCGGCGAGUGGAAACACAGCCUUAUAUCCGGCUCAUCCUUUGCCACGCCCAUCGCGGCAGGCAUUGCAGCCAACGUACUGGACUUUGCCAGAAGAAUGCAGCGACGACCAAACAUUUCACUUCAGCCGCUACAAACUAGUGCCGGCAUGCGGAAGAUCUUU